Messenger RNA from Bemisia tabaci, 2181 nucleotides. RefSeq names its product protein phosphatase 1L. Gene Ontology annotation, molecular function: cation binding; protein serine/threonine phosphatase activity. The record is from RefSeq and is a predicted model, not a curated record. Gene Ontology annotation, biological process: protein dephosphorylation. NCBI's taxonomy places the organism in Eukaryota, Metazoa, Arthropoda, Insecta, Hemiptera, Aleyrodidae.
GGCGGCAUGCUGCACUCACCUUGGGGUUUCGGGGAGGAAAUUGGGUUAGGGUAGUGCGGAUGUGGAUGAUGGAAGACGAACUAGAAGUCAAAGUGAUUCAUCAGGCGUUAAUUUCACACAUGAAACUCGUGUCCAAGUUCGUGGGUUCACCUCCCAACAUUAGUCAACUUUGGCAUGGUUGGCGUCUGUGCCGAGCCAAUUUACUGAGACCUGAGUUUCUAUUAAUUACUUUAAUUACGUUCAUUAUCUUCUUUUAUUUGCAUGCUGUUACCCUAUGGAGCCGUAAUUUGGUUGGUCGACUAAAUUUCGAUGUGAAUAGAGGCUCAUCUUCUGGAUCCCAGAAACUUAAAUAUCUCAACCACAUUGGUUUGAACGAUGUCGAGAAGUUCAAAUGGGAAAUUGUGAACGGAAAUGUGGCAGCUUAUGCUAUCCAGGGAAGACGUCCAAAAAUGGAAGACAGAUUUGUGGUGAACAAAAAUAUCAAUGACACAGGCGUAUCAUUUUUUGCAGUCUUUGAUGGACAUGGUGGUGAGUUUGCUGCCAAUUAUGCACAAGAAAACUUAAUGGUAACAUUAAUUAGCAAAAUUGCAGCUCUACAGAGAUUAAUUGCAAAUGGUGUCCCUUCGCAUGGCUCUUACAUUGCCCCAUCAAAUGUUCCCUUAUCAAGUCCUGAAAACAAAGCAAAGGAUGUCACUGUUGAAAGAGAGAAAAACUUGAAGAAGACUGCCCCUGCUUCUGUGACAGAUGACUGUUUGGAGCAGUCGAUGAAAAUGGAAAUAACUGAUCCACAGAUUUUAGAAAAAUUAUGUCAUAAAAUUACAAGGAAAGUCUUAGGACUAUCUGCAACUGACGUAUCAUCUCCACCAGCUGCUGAUCUACAAACCUAUCUCAUCAAGGAAAAGUCAAUAGACUACAGACAACUACUACAUGAUGUUGUCCUUUCUACAGAUAAAGAGCUUGUAGCUGCUGCAAAAAAAACAAUGAACAUAGCAGGAACCACUGCAUUAAUUGCAUUAAUAGAAGGAUCAAGAUUGAUCGUGGCAAAUGUUGGUGACUCCCGGGGAGUUAUGUGCGACCAUAAGGGCAAUGCAAUACCAUUAUCAUUUGAUCAUAAACCUCAAAUGCGACGAGAGAAGCAGAGAAUUAGAGAGGCUGGUGGAUUCAUCGCAUUCAAUGGAGUUUGGCGAGUGGCAGGAGUACUAGCAACUUCUAGAGCGCUGGGAGAUUAUCCUUUAAAAGAUAAGAAUCUUGUUAUAGCUAGCCCUGAUGUACUGACAUUUGAUUUAUACGAUCACAAGCCGCAGUUUUUAGUUCUAGCUUCGGAUGGUCUGUGGGAUACUUUUACAAAUGAAGAAGUUGUUGCUUUCAUAAAGGAGAGGCUCCGUGAACAGCAUUUUGGUGCAAAAAGUUUAACUCACUCUGCAUAUCUACGUGGAUCUUUAGACAAUAUCACUGUCAUGGUGAUAAAUCUGAAAGAUCACGAUUGGUCUCGUAAUUCAAUGACGUAAGGUGCACUCAGGUUCUAGUUCCGGAGCCUUCUCUUCUCUAGGGUACAAAGAGUCGCAAUAGGAAUGGAGGAGCUGGCGCCACUUUUAAGCAUUUUCCAGUAGAGAUGGAAAAUUUCAUGAAAUCUACUCACGUGAAAUCUCAUGCAUGACAUUUCGUGACAUUUUUUUAAACUUUAGGGGUUGAACUCUGGGGGCCAAGGAACGCCUACAAACAGUGAUUCUAGAUUUUGAAAUUUUUCACCCCAAGCCUAAAACAUUCACACGUUGAAAAUUUGUUCGUUUGGUUUAGAGGGCUGACUGUCAUUUCGGCACAAAGUAAAUUUGUGGUAAUUUUUCUGAUUAUCGUUGUCGCACAAAAACAUUUUCGCACAAAUAAUUUUCUGUAGUAUGUGGCAACGUCGAGAAAAAUAUGAGGCAUAUUUAAGAUAAAUGAGUGAACAAAGAUUGAAAAAAUUAUUUCUUACCUUACUCAGCAGUCCAGCAGGGAUCGUCAGGGAUAAUUUUCCUUGACUGCGUAUGAGCAUCCUCGACGGCUUUACUUUUAACCGCCGUUCGAGUUUCUUGCCGCGCAAUUGAUCUUGCGCUAGUGCUUUGAUGAUGAUGCUCUUUAUCAAUUCCUACUAUAGUCUCAUUUCAGGAUCUGUCACGCAAGUUGCAUAGUAACUUUUUUCGA